Messenger RNA from Camellia sinensis, 1190 nucleotides. The record is from RefSeq and is a predicted model, not a curated record. Lineage: Eukaryota; Viridiplantae; Streptophyta; Magnoliopsida; Ericales; Theaceae.
AAUUAAUCCACACUUCUUCCACACACACACACUCUCUCUCUCUUGAUUGAUUGUGUUUGUGUUAGUGUUUUUGUGUAUAUCAUCAAACAUGUCAUCAGCUGUGGUUGCUGCAGGUGCCUCCUCAUCUUGCUCUGCUGCUUUUACAAGGAAUCAUUCCAUCAAAACUACUACUCCUCCUCUUCCUACUCCUCACUCCCAGAGAACCUCCUUUCAAGGGCUUUCUAUUCAAGAUGCCAAAAAGGGUCUCUUCAAUUCCUUCAUAGCUAACAAGAGCAAGAGCAGCUUCAACAUUACAAGAAGAGGUCUUGAGAUCACAGCAAGAACCGCCAGGGCUCCUAAAAACAUUGAGGCUGAAGUUGACAAACCACUAGGCCUCACUUUGGGUCAAAAACCUGGUGGUGGUGUCACCAUCACUGCAGUAGAGGGUGGUGGGAAUGCUGCAAAAGCAGGGCUUAAGGCUGGGGACCAAGUACUCUACACUAGCAGCUUCUUUGGAGAUGAGCUUUGGCCUGCUGAUAAGCUCGGAUUUACCAAAACUGCCAUCCAAGCUAAGCCUGAUUCUGUCUACUUUGUUGUUUCCAGAGGCGCUGAUGUAGAUGUUAAAAGACUACCAAAGCGCCCAGCUCCUCCUCGUUUUGGGCGGAAGUUAACUGAAUCUCAAAAGGCCCGAGCAACGCACAUAUGUCUUGAUUGCGGAUUCAUAUACACCUUACAAAAGCCUUUUGAGGAGCAGCCGGAUGACUAUGUAUGCCCACAAUGCAGAGCACCAAAGAAGAGGUUCGCAGGGUAUGACGUGAACACUGGAAAGGCAAUUGGCGGGGGACUACCUCCGAUUGGGGUUGUUAUUGGGCUCGUGGCAGGUGUUGGUGCUGUUGGAGCACUACUUGUUUAUGGUCUUCAAUGAAACACUUCCCAAAUGGUGGUCUUCAACAUAUUUUGUUCCAUUAGUGAUUUUUUUUUUUAAACCCUUAAAUUUAGAGUUUUCAAGUGCUAUGCAAUUACAGCGUGAAUAUGGACUUAUAGAGGCAUUUGGAAGCAACUUCAUGUAACACUGGUAAUGUUCAAUAGAUUUGUAUGGACGGCCAUUCUGAGCAUAUUUACAACUUUGAGGGGUCAUGUAUUGUUUGAACAAUGUGAGCUUGAAAAGCAAUUUAUAAUUUACACAUCCUUUUGGAAGAGGAAAGGAAACA